GGUUGAAAACAAUAGAGAAGUUCAAAAACAAAGAGAGUAUAAAAAUCAAAAUCAAAAUCAAAAUAUAUCACAAAAUUGAAGGAAAAAAAAUCUCAUUGGGUUUCAAUUCAAUUCAAUACCAUAUACCGUAGUACAUACCAUACUCUCCUUCCCUCGAAAGCUAGCCAGCCAGCCACGCUCCAAACAACAAACAAAAUCUUCCAUUCACCGCUUCAGCGAUUCUCUCACUCUCAGAUUCUCUCUCUCUUUCUCUCUCUCUCUCUCUCUCUCAUCGCCAUUGCCAAUGCCGACACCUCAUCGACCGCCGCAACCUUCUCCAUUUCUCUAACCGCUUCCGCCGAACAUUUCUCGCCGGCGAUCAUCGCGGCGGUUCCGUAACAAUUUUUAGGGUUUUCUAUUCGUUCGGUUUAUUCGCUGUGGCAUCGCCGUAAUCAUGCCCCCGUCACGCCGACGUGGAGCAAACAAAGCUAAGGCCAAUGCGCAUUUGAAACUCGGCGAUCUCGUUCUAGCUAAGGUUAAGGGAUUCCCGGCUUGGCCUGCUAAAAUAAGCAGGCCUGAAGAUUGGGAAAAAAACCCGGAUCCGAAGAAAUUUUUUGUCGAAUUUUUCGGGACCGAAGAAAUAGCUUUUGUUGUCCCUGCGGAUAUUCAGGCAUUCACCAGUGAGGUCAAAACUAAGUUGACUGCUCGGUUGCAUGGUAAGACGAAGUGCUUUACUCAAGCUGUGAGGGAAAUCUGUGCAGCAUAUGAUGAGUUAGAGAAACAGAAAGUUGGUGGUUUGACAGAUGACACUGAUGAUGCUCAUGCCCCUUCUUUUGAUGGGGCAGUUGGUGACAUAAAGGAUGCUACUGAUGCUGUAUUAAAUGUAGAAAAAUCUAAGACUAUUAUGGAAGACGUUGGCUCAAAUUUGGAGCACUAUGAACAAAGAUGUGGAGAAAGGGAUGACCAAGAUAAUAAACCGUCUGCAUCUGGCCGUCCAACUGACAGUUCAUCUCCAGUUUUGUCACCUGUGCUGGAAAGUAAAUCUUCCAUUGGUACAGAACCAAACAAGCACACUAUCAGAUCUGGCCUUGAGGAUAAAUCAUGUCUGAAAAAGGAAGUUUCUGAUUGUAAGGAUGUAUGCAAUGUUGAUGACUUCAAGCAAGCUAAUAAUGUGCAGAGUGUUUCAACUGAUGGGAACAAGGCAAGAAAGCUUGUUACCGGCUCAAGGAGGAGAAGCGAAGCUGCAGCAGAUAAAGAAAUAAGUGGAUUUAGUAAAGCACUUUCAAAGGGUGAAAGUUCUGGAGAGACAGUGAAAGGUGGGAAAAAAGUUAAAAAUGCAUUUUUUGUCGAUUCUGCAGAUGCUUCUAAAUCAGGCCCUGGUAUUAACAAUGGAAAUAAAGAUAAGAACUUGCUGAAAGCUACAACAAGUCUUAAGGUAAAGAAUGAGUUGCAGGAGAAAUUUGUUGAUUCUAAGGAGGCUGAUAGAAAUAAUUCUUUUAAGAAAAACAAGACCCAAGUUCAAAGAAAGCGUAAUUUGGGAACGAACGAAACUUUACACGCUACCAAGAAGUUCAAGCGUAUGGAUGCCAAAGACAACGAACCUUUAAAAUCUCUCCCUGAAGAUAUGAAGAGCGCUUCACCUGGCUUUCCUGUUGUUGUUGACAAGGCAUUGGAAAAAUCAGAGUUGAAAAGGUCUUUAUCAUGUUUGAAAACAGAGAAAGGGUUGUCAUCAAGGGCUCAGACUGCUAUUGCAGAUUCCGAUAAUUCUGUUUGUGAAGUGCUGAGUGGAACAAAACAUCACAUCCAAGUACGGAGGAGACGCAGACCUGUUUUCCGUAUUGACGAUGAUGAUGACGAAUCUAAGACUCCUGUUCAUGGAGGGGAUUCUAAAAAUAUUAAAUCACCCUCUCUUGUUUCAGAGCCUGUGAAGAGCAAUGAUCCAUUGUUAGAGAAUGGUGAUGUUUCUCAGCUGACUAAGGGGAAACCUAGUGCACUUGAGGAUAGCCAUUUGAAUGCACACUUAAUUAAAUUAUGUGAUGACUCUUUGCCUACAGGGCAUCCUCAAAAAGAGAAUGCUGAUGAAAUUGUUGCUGUCAAUUCAGCUCAAAUCCCUGAGCGAUUAGAUCGAAAGCUUUUUCCUUCGAAUGUGGAAAAAUUGAGCUCCAUCUCUCCAGUAAAUUCUCCUCAGUCUCUUUCUACAACAAAGUCAAAUGCCAAGCGACAUAAAUCUUCUAAAGCUUUGCCUGAAGUUUUCAGUAAUGCUACUCUAAAGAAGGCUGAGAAUGGGUCUUCAAAGAGUUUAAUUAGCAGCAGCACUUUGAAAAGCCAAAUUAUAACUCAUAAAAAGAAGCCUGCGUCUUCUGUGGAAAGGUCUAAAACUACCCCAAAGACAUUACCACAGUCAGUUGAAGUUCAUACACCAGAAAGUUUAAAGGAACCUGAUGGUUUUCAUGUUGAUAGAAUAGAGUUGGGCACAGAAGAAAAAAGUAGCCUAUAUGUUGGUUCUGGGACUCCAGAAAAUGCCAAGACUAUGAAGCAUCUUAUUGCAGUUGCCCAGGCAAAAAGGAGACUAGUAGCUCAAUUUCAGUGUCAUCCUUUUGACCUUCAUAAUGCUCAAGUGGGAACACCUAGCCCCUCUAUAGUGCAGCCAUUUCUGUCUGUGUCUAGCAAUAAUGGCCAGGCAGAUGUGCAGGGAGUUAAUGAGCUGCCAUCAUUAGUGUCUCCAUCAACCAAUGGGUAUCACUCCAUUUCUCAAAAUCAACUUGAUGCUGAAGAAAAUGAGGAGAGAAGACUUGGUUUGGGGCAAAGCGGUGUUGUGGGUUCUCUGGGUGGGGGUACUGAGGCUGCUAUUGCGCGUGAUGCCUUUGAAGGAAUGAUUGAGACUUUGUCAAGGACCAAGGAAAGUAUUGGGCGUGCAACACGUCUUGCCAUUGAUUGUGCUAAGUAUGGUUUUGCCAAUGAGGUUGUUGAACUUCUUAUCCGAAAGCUAGAAAGUGAAACUAGUUUUCAUCGUAAAGUGGAUUUGUUCUUUCUUGUUGAUUCUAUAACCCAGUGCUCAAAUAAUCAAAAAGGCAUUGCAGGUGCUUCCUACAUUCCUGCAGUUCAAGGAGGAUUGGCACGUCUUCUUGGUGCUGCUGCUCCCCCUGGGACCAGUGCCCGUGAAAAUCGUCGCCAAUGUCUCAAGGUUUUAAGAUUGUGGCUUGAGAGGAAAAUUUUUCCUGAAUCAGUUCUUCGCCGUUAUAUGAAUGAUAUUGGAGGUUCGGGUGAUGAUAUGAUAGUUAAGCAUUCUUUCCGGCGUCCUUCUCGAGCAGAACGAUCUGUGGAUGACCCAAUUAGAGAAAUGGAGGGCAUGCUUGUUGACGAGUAUGGAAGUAAUGCUACAUUUCAGCUGGCUGGCAUUUUAUCUUCGCGCGUGUUUGAAGAUGAAGACGAUGAUUUUCCCAAUGUGUCUCCAGCGGAUCCUACUCACACUCUUGUGGAUUCAGAAACUUCCACCGUUACCCCAAGUGACAAACGCAACUGUAUUUUGGAAGAUGUUGAUGGAGAGCUAGAAAUGGAGGAUGUUUCAGGUCAUCCAAAGGAUGAAAGGCCUGUAUUGUUGAACAGUACCUUGGAAAUGGAUUUUCAACUUCAGGGCUCAGAUAGGAUCUUGGAUCCAGCAUCAAACAUUUCUGAAGAGGUACAUGUAAAUCUUGAGGGUUCUCCUCCAUUACCACUUGAUUCACCUCCUACUCCCCCACCGUUGCCUUCUUCACCACCACCACCUCCAUUAUCUCCAUCUCCUCCCCCACCUCCGCCACCCACAUUGCAACAACCCACACCUCCGCCACCCACAUUGCAACAACCCCCACCUCCGCCGCCCACAUUGCAACAACCCCCACCUCCGCCGCCCACAUUGCAACAACCCCCACCUCCUCCUUUACCACCCACUGGUCCUACACCACCAUUGAUUUCUCAACCUUCUGGAACAGCUCAGCCUUCAACUUUUACCCAGGCGUCAGUGACAUCUCAAUCAUCACACCAGUCAUCACCACUAUCAGGGUAUCAGCAGCUUCAUAACUGCAAUGGCACAGCUAAUGGCAUCCAAAUAGUUCAAAUGACUGGAAAUUCUUUUCCUGGGGGCCAAACUAUUUCAGUUCUGAAGAAUGAAAUGUUGCCACAGCCAUCUGCUUGCUUUCCUCCAAUGGCAGGUUGCAGCUCUCAAGAACCUUCUGCGUUAAACCCUACAAGGCAAUUUCAGCUGGGUAAUCCUCGCUUUGCUCCAAGACACAUGCAUCCUACCCCACCCCAAAAUCCAUCUCCUAAUCAGUAUUCAUAUCCGAAACCUUCAGUUCAGCAGCAUUUUCCACAUUCUUUCUGCCCUCCAUAUGCAUUGACAUCCGUUCCAGAUGGGCAGAGGCAAUUUGUUGCUAAUGAGCAAUGGAGGAUGUCAACAAGUGAAUUUAAAUCAAACAAUCAACAUGGUUUAUGGAGAGGGAUAAAUCCUUCAUGUCCGGGUCCACCCUUUGGGCAGGAAGAUAAUUUCCGUCCGCCACUUGAAAGACCACCAAUGAGCAGCGUAGGUUUUCAGCAUGCGAACCCCAACAAUAUACCUGUUCCUCCUCCGAAGUCAGGUAGUUUCUCCAAUUUUACACUUUAUACUUUCCUAUUUCUUAAUCAGUUAGUUCCCUUUGAAUUCCACAUGUUAAGAAACUGUAUUUAUGCAUCAAGAUCAUUUUUUCUUCAUCAGGAUAUGGUGUUCCUCAGAUGUUCCCCUGUAGACCAGACAUUCCUACUCUUAAUUGUUGGAGGCCUACCUGAUGUUGAUUGAAUAUUUUUUUCAAUUCAUCUGCAAUAUUCGUGUUGCUGUUGCUGGUGGAUCGACAGACAAGGUUACAUAGCGUGGCUCGAAGUUAAUUCACUUGUGUAGUACGUAUGACUACCUCUGAAGAAAAUUUUGAAAACUUGUGGAGGCUUUUAGCAGGACUCUGUAUAUUGUAGUUUUUCCUAACGAUGACUCCCAAGAACAUUUGCUCCCAAGUUUAGGUCCUAGUUUUGACAUUUUCAGUUUAUCCGUUUCUCACCUCUUGUAAUUAUUACAGAACAUCUAUAUAUAGAAAUCAGUUUAUACACUCA
Molecule: messenger RNA, 5094 nt
Organism: Trifolium pratense (red clover)
Lineage: Eukaryota; Viridiplantae; Streptophyta; Magnoliopsida; Fabales; Fabaceae
Product: ENHANCER OF AG-4 protein 2-like
Exons: 11
Coding region: 434-4789 (1451 amino acids)
Biological process (GO): regulation of transcription by RNA polymerase II
Cellular component (GO): nucleus
Molecular function (GO): double-stranded DNA binding; transcription coregulator activity
Source: RefSeq, a predicted model, not a curated record